UGGGAUGCUGAGCCACCUGUUUGUGAACGGAUUUAUUGUGAGAUGCCCUCAGGCAUUGCCAAUGGAUUCUACAGUCCUACCAAAGAACAUUAUGAGUAUGGAAUGGCGGUUCACUAUUACUGCCUCCUUAAUGAGAUAGGGAGUCCGCUCUUUAACCUGGUGGGUCAGUCUGCCAUACACUGUACCACCCAUGAUGAUCAGACUGGAGUCUGGAGUAGCCCUUCUCCUCAGUGCAUUGAACGCAACAAAUGUAUUCCUCCUCCCCAUGUUGAAAAUGCAGUCAUGGUGACUGAAAACAGAAGCUUGUUUUCCUUAAGGGAUAUUGUGGAGUUUAAAUGUCAACCUGGAUUUACCAUGAGAGGAGCCAGCAGUGUGCAUUGUCAGUCCCUAAACAGAUGGGAGCCAGAGGUACCAAGCUGCUUCAUGGAGAAACCCUGUGAUCCUUUCCCGGAGCAGCUUCCUAAUGGGCAUGUACUGUUUCCACUAAAUCUUCAGCUUGGAGCCAAAGUGUCCUUUGUUUGUAAUGAAGGGUAUCAAUUAAAAGGCAGUUCUUCUAGUCAUUGUGUUCUUCAUGGAGUGGAAAGCAUUUGGAAUACCAGUGUGCCUGUGUGUGAACGAUGUCAGUCACUCCCUGAAAUCCCACAUGGGAAGCACACCCCAAACAACAAGAACAUUUCUCCUGGAAAAGAAGUAUUCUACCACUGUGAUCCUGGUUAUGGAUUCCUUAGGACUGCUUCCCUACACUGCACCACACAGGGAGACUGGAGUCCUGAGGCCCCCAUAUGGAAGUGAUAUGUAGACUCCCUCAGGAUAUGAGUGGAUUCCAAAAGGACUUGAAAAUGAAGAAAGAGUAUUACUAUGGAGACAGUGUAACUUUGGAAUGUGCGGCUGGGUAC
Molecule: messenger RNA, 896 nt
Organism: Grammomys surdaster
Lineage: Eukaryota; Metazoa; Chordata; Mammalia; Rodentia; Muridae
Product: complement component receptor 1-like protein
Exons: 6
Coding region: 43-792 (249 amino acids)
Biological process (GO): negative regulation of complement activation, classical pathway
Source: RefSeq, a predicted model, not a curated record